Molecule: messenger RNA, 909 nt
Organism: Candida tropicalis MYA-3404
Lineage: Eukaryota; Fungi; Ascomycota; Pichiomycetes; Serinales; Debaryomycetaceae
Gene: LHP1
Product: Lhp1p
Exons: 1
Coding region: 1-909 (302 amino acids)
Biological process (GO): RNA processing
Cellular component (GO): nucleus
Molecular function (GO): mRNA binding
Source: RefSeq, a predicted model, not a curated record
AUGACUGAUUUUGUUUACCAAGGAGAAGACUUUGACGAAAAAGUUAGAAAACAAGUUGAAUUUUAUUUCAGUGAUAGUAAUUUACAAAGUGAUAAAUUUUUAUGGAAAAUUUAUGAAGCAAAUGAUGGAUGGGUUGAAUUGAAAACCAUUUUAACAUUUGGUAGAAUGAAACAAUAUAGACCAGAAGAAAAAGUCAUUGAAUCAUUAAAAAAAUCUGAAAAGUUAAUUUUAUCAUCAAAUAAUGAAAUGAUUAGAAGAAAAGAUCCAAUUAAAGAUUUUAAUGAAAUUAAAAAUACUAAAAAAAGAAAUACUUUACAUAUUGAAGGAUUCCCAAAAAAUUUAUCUCAAGAAGAUGUUGAAAAUUGGGUUAAUGAAAAAUUAAUUGAUUCAUUACCUAAAGAAAAAGAAAUUUGUUCCAUACGUAGAAUUAGAAGUAAAGUUAAGAAGGAAUUUUUUGGUGUUGUUGAUGUUGAAUUUAAAACUCAAGAAGAUUGUGAAUUUAUAUUAAAUAAUGUUGAAUUAUCUUAUCCAAAAGGUGUUAUUACCAAAGAAGAAGCCGAAUCUAUGGAAAAGAAGGAUUUCUUAAAAAAAAUGACUUUAUUGACUUUCCAAGAAAUGAGAGAAAGUGGUAAGAGAUUUGGUGUCAAUGAUGUUACUAAAAGAAGAAACAGUUUUAAUGAUAAAGGUGGGAACAAGAAAUUCAAAAAAGGACAUCAUAAUAAGAACAACAAGAAUGAUGAAAAGAAAGAAUCUGAUGAAAAACUUGAAAAAGUAGAUGAAAAAGAAAAUCAAUCCACUGAAGUUUCCCAAGAAACCGAAGCUACAAAGGAAGCCGAACCAGCUAAGGAAGCCGAACCAGUCAAGGAAGCUGAACCAACUAAGGAAGCUGAACCAGCUAAGGAAGAAUAA